Clunio marinus is the source of this 572-nucleotide messenger RNA. The record is from the annotation of a GenBank genome assembly. NCBI's taxonomy places the organism in Eukaryota, Metazoa, Arthropoda, Insecta, Diptera, Chironomidae.
UGCUUCAUCUUAUCGGUAAAACUAUAUAAAGAAUCUGUUCAGAAAUAGACUCUCAAAUAAUAAGAAAGUUUUUGCUUGUGCAACAAAAAUUUGUGAAACGAAAAGAAAAAAGAAUGAAGAUUAUUUGCGAAAAUAUUUAGUGACUUUAUGCUUGGUGUUAUCGUUUGUGCUAGGUGGUAAUAAAAAUUUAUCAUUGGAAAAAGAAAUAAUACGAAAGUGAUUAAGAAAAACGAGUUUUUUUAAAGAAAAAAUUUAUGAAAAUCAUAUCAGCCGCUGUUGGUGAUAAGAAAGUUCAAGUGCGUGUGGAAAAUUAUAAAAAAUUAAUAUUUUCAUAACUAUAAAUUGGAAUAUAAAUUAUCAUAGAUCAUUGCUUCUUGUGAGAUUCUUCAAAGGAAACUGUAAAACGAAUGCGAUGUCAGAGAAUAUCUUAGAAAAGAAUUCAAAUUAACUGAUGAAUGGAGAAAGGUGAAUGAAACAUUAAGAAGAGGAAUAUAAAUAAAGAGUUGAAAUGUCGAGAAAAAAGAGUAACUUUCCCUUUCCAAGUCGUGUUGAAGGGUUCUUGGAAUGUUGUG